AUGACGGCAGCCAUUAAGGUUCAAGCACCUCCUUUGCCUGUGCUGGGGCGAAGUGCCAUGGUCCGUUCACUCCGGCGCCCUGGAGCUUUGCCACUGAUCCUCGCCCUUGCGGCCCUUGCUCUGCACUCUGCCCGCAGCUUUGUGCCAAACGCAGCCCCGAUUGCGCUCAAAGGCUUGUUCUCAGGCCCCGUUCGAGAUCGCACCCGCUUCGAGAUGCCUCGGAACAACAACUUCGACAAAUGCCUCGUUCUCACGAUAUCUCUUCUACAGCCUGUCACAGCCUUGGCUAAGUUGGAGAAGGAUAUUGAGGCCAAGAUUGAGGAGGCAGAUAAAGCGGAGGACAAUUCUCGCAAGUCGGAGCUUGCCCGCCUUCUGGUGCUGACUCGCACAAGUGCCGCCGCCACCGCAUGGCAGAUGACCAAGGAGCUGAAGACGGAGGUGGGCACCAGCGUUGCGGCCGCUAUCAGUGAGUUUGUUGGUAAGGAGGACUACAACAUAGAAGACGUGACGGCGACAGUGGAAGAGAAAGUCACAUCGGCCGUGAAGAAGCUCGACAAUGUGUAUCUCACUGCCGAUGCCGCCAAAGCGGCCCCGGAAGGAAGCAGUCCGAUCAUUCUUUCCGAGGUCGUGAAACCCGUGGCUGGCCAAAUCAAGGAGGGAGCGAAGGAGGCUGCGCUGGCCUUUACCGGCAAGGAGGAGCGCGCGGGCGCACGCGACAGGGUCUGGAAUGGGGCUCCCGGUCUCGUGUUUCACAGUUUCAGCGUUGUGUAG
Molecule: messenger RNA, 771 nt
Organism: Symbiodinium sp. CCMP2456
Lineage: Eukaryota; Dinophyceae; Suessiales; Symbiodiniaceae
Source: the annotation of a GenBank genome assembly